AUGCGUACCCCACAGGUAGUCAUUGAAACGAGGCGACCUCCGUCGCAAAAACCACCAACCCCAGUGCCAUCACGAACACCUGCUCCCCUGCCUCGAGAAUCGUCUAUAGACUUGCAACCAGUGCUCCUAGGCUUAGCUGACCAGUAUAUCAGCAAAGCUCACGGAAUGUCUUCCUAUUUGGCGCGUGCUCCCCAGGAAGCGGAUGUCGAUCAAUACUACAGUCUCAUAUCCGCUGGUCUCGGCUGCAUGGAGUCAGUACUGAACAACUGGAAGUUCUCGGAUCCAAAGGCUGAGGCGCGGCUGCAGCUACGCUACGCCAAUCUUCUUCUUGAAGAGACUGAAAACGACGGAGAAUUACAAGAUUUGCUUACCAAAGGCAUCGCAUUGUGCGAACGAAACCGUCUUGUUGAUUUGAAGUACAGCAUGAAGCAUGUUCAAGCUCGGUCCCUAUUCCGCACGCAUCCUCGGUCUGCUUUCAAGAUGGUCGACCAAAUGAUUGACUUUACCGAGACAUAUGCACAUUAUUCCUGGGUGUACGUUUUUCGGUUUCUGCGUGUAUCAUUCUCCCUCCAGCUGUCGCGUCCGGAUUUGUCAGCAGCUUUGCAGCAUCUCCGUCGGAUCUCUCAACAGGCGGAGAAGCAGAGACAAUAUCCCAUACUCACUACGUGCUCAGCCCUUGAAGCGCUAGUUCACCUGAGAAGUGGCCAAGCCGACUCAGCGGAUAAUUUCCAGAGAUCACUAGCUGCAGCACGUACUCACCAAUUGAAUCGUGAAGUUACUGAUAUCUCUCAAGUUGCGACCUUGUUGGACUGCCUGGAUCUGUGUAGUGAUCUGAUCAGCGGCAAGCCGGAACAGCUAUUUGACAAGAUGAAUGUCAUGCAAAAAGCGCUAGACGGUGGCAAGAGAAACACCUCUCCAGAUGGGAGUUUUUGUGUACCGACUGCAGAUUCGGCACCUGACGAUGUGUCUCUCGAUACAUGUGGUAUCAUGGAGAGGACGGCAGAUGGAAAACGUGCCAUCGUUUUCCAGUGGUUGCGCAGGAGUGAAUUGUUUGCUCUAGGAUACAUCUUCAGCAGCCUGGCCAGCUCUAGUAGGAACGCUGUUGAUCACAAGUCUGAGAGGUAUCUGAUCGAGGGCGACAAACUCACACAAACCGAUUACAAUCCCGAGAACGAGCGCAAGGUCCAGUCACUUCAAUGUUCGUCGGCUCACCUGGAUCGACGCAUGUUCUAUCAUAGAUUGUGCUUGCAGUUGCUCGCUUCGCUCAAAUGCGAGCGUGCUGACUGGCAAGGAGCUCAGGAAGUUCUAUCACAGCUGAACGAGGUGGUGAAGGCCGAAGGUGUUGACGAACAAGACUUUGUCCAAGCGUCAGCGAUAUAUCUGACAGGCAUGGUUAAGCAGGCAACAGGAGAUUUGGAAGGCGCACUGGAAUGCUACAAAAGCCCAGCUUUGACAAUACAAGCUGGGCAGAAAACAGCGACCAACCAAGACCUUCGCAUCCUCGCCACACUCAACAUGAUCUUGAUUCUAAGACCUCGUCUGGAGUUUCAAGACCACGUCAAGCAUCUCAUGGACCUUGCAGAACCACUUUGCGAAGCCCACCCGAACAGCGAUUACAAAUCUGCAAUGUACAUGGUCAGAGCAUCGUCGACGGACAACUUGCCAGUCCUCAAGAUGAAACACUACCUGUCGCUAUCAGCCAACCUUGCCAAGAAGCAGGGGAAUGUUCUUUUGCUCUGUGUGGCAAUCAAUCUAAUGACAUCGAACUUUUUCGUGAACAUCAUGGGAGAUAAGGCGGAGUUGUCAGCGGGUUCAGGAAAAAGGCUUGCGGACAGAGUACAGGUGCCAAUGUGGCAGGCUGUUGCUAGCGAGCUACUGGGCAACACACUUGACUUCAGCGGCAAGCAUGCAGAGGGAAAUGAAGCCAAAGUUGAAGCAAAGAGAUGGAUGCAGAUGGUGCCUGAAAGUAUACAAGAGAAGUUUGAGGUGAGAAGCUAA
This is a messenger RNA of Aureobasidium melanogenum CBS 110374, 1998 nucleotides long. RefSeq lists its product as uncharacterized. NCBI's taxonomy places the organism in Eukaryota, Fungi, Ascomycota, Dothideomycetes, Dothideales, Saccotheciaceae. Gene Ontology annotation, biological process: mitotic sister chromatid cohesion; maintenance of mitotic sister chromatid cohesion. The record is from RefSeq and is a predicted model, not a curated record. The transcript has 2 exons. Gene Ontology annotation, molecular function: double-stranded DNA binding. The coding region runs from base 1 to 1998 and encodes 665 amino acids. Gene Ontology annotation, cellular component: SMC loading complex; chromatin.